AUGUCCCCGGUUCAGAACCUACGCAACGCGCUGGAGGCUCUGGAUGAAAUGGUCGAGGAGGCUGACCGCAAAGUUGAAAAAAGUACCGUCCUAAUACGUUUGCAGAAUUUAAGCAACUUAACGACACGAACGGUGAAGACGUUAGACGGCAAGCACGUGGACAUCCAGCGCAUUGUGACCCACGGAAAAGCUACACUCAUGCUCACAUGUUUCAAAAACUAUGAAGUGACAAAUUGA
Plasmopara halstedii is the source of this 237-nucleotide messenger RNA. RefSeq lists its product as uncharacterized. The coding region runs from base 1 to 237 and encodes 78 amino acids. The transcript has 3 exons. The record is from RefSeq and is a predicted model, not a curated record. NCBI's taxonomy places the organism in Eukaryota, Oomycota, Peronosporomycetes, Peronosporales, Peronosporaceae.